Messenger RNA from Paramecium sonneborni, 2949 nucleotides. Lineage: Eukaryota; Ciliophora; Oligohymenophorea; Peniculida; Parameciidae. The record is from the annotation of a GenBank genome assembly.
AUGGAUGAUGAAUGCAUUUAAUUAAAAGAUGUCCCAAUAUAUAGACCCAAAAAUUUUGUUAGAUAAAUUACAAUUAAAGAAGAGUCGAAUUAACCUCCCAAAUAGAUAGAAAUUUAAUAAAUUGUUAACACUUAAAAUCUUUUUGAGUCUUUAAUAGAGUAGUUUGUUUCCAUGAUAAAAGAAGAAAGCUUAUCAUCAUAACAUAUCAUCAAUAUAAUCUAUCAAAUACUAUUAAAUGUAGGAUGGAGUAUUUUUGAUAGAAGUACAACUGCAAACUUAUUAGACAAAAGCAAGAUUAUUAAACAUUAAUGUAUAUAUUUUUAUCAAAGGUUGAGAAAGUUUUUCCAAUAAAAUUAAAAUGAAACACUAAAUGGUCUUUUAAUGAAAUUGUAAAAAUUAUAAUGCGAACAAGAAGAUGAACAAUUUAAUCAAGAAGUUAAUUUUUAUCGUUCAAAUACUAUGAAAUCUACUUAUCAUCCAAGCGGUGGUGAAAUGAAAAAUAACCUUAAAUCAGAUGCUAAUGAAGAAUAAUAAAAAGAAUUAGAGCUAAGAAAUUAAAAACUUAAAGAAAUGCAACUCAAAUUAGAUUGCAAGGAUAAUGUUAUAAAAGAUAUGACACAAGGAUAUUUAAAAGAUGUUUAACAUAUGAAAGAGUUAUUAUUUAGAAAAAAUGAUUAAUAGUUAAAUAUUUUUGAAGUUCAAUAUUUUGAUUCAAAAGAAGGAUUUUCUGAAGAAUAAACUAAUCUAUUGAAUUAAAAAAUCAAAGGAAUCUAACAAUAAUUUGAACAUAAAUAUUUAGAAUUAACUUCAUCAAUCUAACAUAUUACAAAUGAAAAUAAAUAAUACAUUGCAUAAAUUGAUAAGUUCAAAGACAAACUCAAAAUUCAUGAAACUAGUGUUGGUUUGCUAUCUAGAGUAAUUUAAAUGGAUAAUAAUGAUCCUUACAUUACUUGGAAGAAUAUUUAAGAUCUUAAAGGAAAUUAGUAUUUCUUUUAAGUAUUUGAGAACUAAAAGCAUACUUAUGGUAUAAAUUAUCGAGAAAUUGAUAAGUUAAUUAUUUAAAGUAAGUCAUAACAAAGAGAACUCUAACAUCAUAGAUAGUAAUUAGAAGAAUAAUUAUCAUAAUUUGUUGAUAGAUAAAUUAAUUAUAUUAAAGAUUUGUAAGAAGAAAUUGAUGACAAAAAUGAAUUUAUUGAAAAACUUAAAAACCAUUAGAAGGAAGUUGUUUAAGAAUGUCUAAAAUAGAGUAAAGAACAGAUGGAAAUUGCAUUAUAGCAUAGAAAAAAUGAAAGUAAAUUAUUUCUUAUAAUAGUGUUAUAGCAAUUAUUUGGAUAAUUUAAUGAACUGAAUGAAGUUUAAGCAAAUUUCGAUCAAUAUAAGGUUAAAGUUAUGUUUAAUAAAUGGGUGCUCAUUAAUAGAAUGUUAAGAUGUGUUAAAACAAUAAGAGACUAAUUCAUAUUAAGAUAAGAGAUUAAGGAAAUUAUUAUUGGAAAAAAAGAAUUCGAAGAAAAAUUGAUUGAAUAUAAAAAUAAAAAAAAAAAGAAAAGGGAUAUCAUUAAGAAUUAAUAUGAAGAAUUAAGAUAAACAUAUGAAAAUGAAAAGUAUAAUCAAAUUUAUUGGGAAUACAAAUAUUUAACAUAAUAAAAGGUUGAAUAAAUUUUAAAUCAAGAAAUCUCUUUAUUACAACAACAGUUUUCCUAAUCAAAAGAAAAUGUGAAAUAGUUGUAAUUAAAAUAUUAAGUAGUCUGCUUACAUUAUUAAUAACUCUAUCGUUUAUUCGAUUCAAAGUAAAUUAAUUUUGAAAAAUUAGAUAAAAAUUAAAUUAAAUUGGUAGAAUAUAAAUUAAAAUAAUCAGAUUAGAAUAAAGAGCACCUCUCUUAAUAAAUGGCUCUUUAAUAAUAUUAAUAAUUAGCUAAAUAGGAAGUAUUAUUUUCAAAUAUUUAAAACAGAUCAAAAUUUUGUUAGACAAUUAUCUUGAAUGUUAAUACCCCUAUAUAAAAUACCAGUUUUCAUUAUGAUCUUAUUGAAAAAAUUAUGAAGCUCAAAUUAAAUGUAAAUGAAACUUCAAAUAAACAAACGAAUACAGAUUUAGAAAUUUAAGAUAGAGGAAUUGUAAGUACAAAAGAAGUUGAAAUAUAAUGCAUAAUAGAAUCAAUAUCUACAAUUUAAUAGUAAUCUCGUCCAUUUUUGAAAAGUAAUAUGAUUCAUUAGGAUCAAUUAAGAUCAGUUUAAACUCCCUCUUAAUUAUGUUUAUUGGAAGAGUAUUCUGAAUAAAUUGAUACUUAAUAACGCUAAAAUUAAAAUGAAAUUAAAAUUAUAGAUCAUUAGAAUACGAAUAAUUUUAAUCAAGAGAACAGCUUUCUCAUCUUUUAAAGAAAUUCAUUAAAAUUUACUAAAGAUGAUUUUAAUAAAAAAGAUUAUGAAUCUCAGUUAUUAUAUGAUUAAAAUAGACUUUAAAUAAAAACUCCUUAAACACCAAUUCAAGCUUCUUUAAGAGUUAAAGAUUAGAUUGAAAAAAUAUCUUAUCUAUCUUCAAACAACAAAGAACACUCUGUUGAUCAACAAUAAGACAUAUUUUAAAGAUUGUAUAAGGAUAGCAUGAAUAGAAAAUAGAGAUUAUAAAUUUUAAAAAACAAUAUAGAAACCUUGGAUCAAUUUAAAUGGGAAUAAAUUCUUUAAAUAAUAUAAUCGAGUCCUAUAGAUUAAGGAAGAGGACUGAGUUAGAAAUCUAGUAAAAGACCUUAAAUGUACUAUUCUAAAUAAAAAGGAAUUAAAGAUUUAGAUUAUCGAUUUAGUGAUUAGGAAAAAGACAAUUAAAGAAGAUUAUCCUAUAAACGAACAGGCACUUAAAAUAAUCGAACAUUUUAAAUUUAAAAAACUCACUAAAUUUAAAAAUAGAACACAACAUUUGACUUUUCUCAUAGUAGAGGAAAUAGGUAGAAUUUUUGA